Alnus glutinosa is the source of this 1351-nucleotide messenger RNA. Its product is annotated as GDSL esterase/lipase EXL3-like. Gene Ontology annotation, molecular function: hydrolase activity, acting on ester bonds. The record is from RefSeq and is a predicted model, not a curated record. Lineage: Eukaryota; Viridiplantae; Streptophyta; Magnoliopsida; Fagales; Betulaceae. The coding region runs from base 58 to 1155 and encodes 365 amino acids. Gene Ontology annotation, cellular component: extracellular region. The transcript has 5 exons.
CUCUUCUUCCCCCAUAGAAGUUGAAGAAGCUCCAUAAAAUAUAAUCAUAAUUAUACCAUGAAGUCUCCCUCCCAAAAACCUCUUUCUUCUUCCUCAAACAUUAUUUUCUACAUCACCAUGCUCAUCAUUUUCCAUAACACUGCAGGCAGGACUACAAGAAUGCCUGAGAAUGAAACAGUUCCUGCUCUUAUUGUCUUUGGAGAUUCAAUAGUGGAUCCGGGCAAUAACAACAACAUUAACACUCUGAUCAAGUGCAAUUUCCCACCAUAUGGGAGGGAUUUCAUAGGAGGACAGCCAACUGGAAGGUUCAGCAAUGGAAGGGUCCCCUCAGACUUCCUAGCUGAAUUGUUUGGUGUAAAGAAGAUUUUGCCGGCUUAUCUUGACCCGAACCUGAAGCUUCCAGACCUCCUUACUGGUGUAAGUUUUGCCUCUGGGGGUGCAGGAUAUGAUCCUCUCACUGCUAAAAUAGUGUCUGUCCUUUCACUAUCGGAUCAAAUAAAAAUGUUCAAAGAUUACAUGAAGAAGAUAAAGACAGCAAUAGGAGAAGACAGAGCAGCGACUAUGUUGUCAAAAAGUAUAUUCAUAGUUUGCACAGGGAGCGACGACAUUGCAAAUACUUACUUUUCCACACCAUUCAGGAGAGCACAUUAUGAUAUCCAGGGAUAUACUGAUCUAAUGGUUAGAUCAGCGACAAGCUUCUUCCGGGAAAUUUAUGGACUGGGAGCAAGAAGGAUUGGAGUACUAAGCUUACCAUCAAUAGGGUGUGUGCCAUCACAGAGAACACUGGGUGGAGGCAUACAGAGAGGGUGUUCUGAGUCUGCCAACCAAGCAGCCAUUCUCUUCAAUUCAAAGCUCUCCUUCCAAAUGGCUUCCCUCAAUAAAAGGCUUCCAGACGCCAGGCUUGUCUUCCUUGAUAUCUAUAAACCCUUGCUUGACAUUAUCCAAAACCCUGCUCAAUAUGGAUUUGAAGUGGCGAACAAAGGGUGCUGUGGAACAGGGAAUAUAGAGGUCAGCAUUCUAUGUAACCCCUUGACACAUAAUACAUGUACCGAUGCCUCUAAAUAUAUAUUUUGGGACAGUUACCACCCCUCAGAGCAGGCUUAUAAGAUUCUCGCCCCUGUGAUCUUGGAGAAGCACAUGAAAGAAUUCUUCUGAGGGGCCAUGACUAGUUCUCUUUUGGUUAUGUAAUAACUUUACAUUGUAUGUGCUUCAUCUCUUUCCUAAAAUAAUUCCAACAUUUUGAGAGAUGUUAUAAAUCUAUGGUAUUAUGUAACAAAAAAUAUUAGUUGAAUUAAUAAACCGAUUAUGCGCCAAGCCGAGCAUGUUCAUGAGCGGCUCUGUUCAUUUAUGC